Messenger RNA from Indicator indicator, 968 nucleotides. RefSeq names its product endothelial cell surface expressed chemotaxis and apoptosis regulator (gene ECSCR). Lineage: Eukaryota; Metazoa; Chordata; Aves; Piciformes; Indicatoridae. Gene Ontology annotation, biological process: positive regulation of endothelial cell apoptotic process; positive regulation of proteasomal protein catabolic process; negative regulation of angiogenesis. The transcript has 11 exons. Bases 33 to 968 code for a protein of 311 amino acids. The record is from RefSeq and is a predicted model, not a curated record. Gene Ontology annotation, cellular component: cytosol; plasma membrane.
GCAGGGCUGCAGAGCCACAAGCCACCGAGAAGAUGCAGGCUCCAACCAUCCAUCCCCUCCUCUGGCUGCUCUGCUGCAUGCUGCUCCGAGGUACUGCAACCUCCACAGACCCCUCUGUCCCCACUGUAACAGGUCAGUCUCAACCAGCAACAGGCAGUCCUGAAGUACAGAACCAUACCUCAGAGCCUUCUGUAAAAUCAACACCACCAACCACCUUGAGUCUCACCUCCACAGCUCCAACUGCUGCAGCCAAAGCUGCUUCUGCUGCUACAACACUGCUGACAUCAACUGCACGAGAUGAAAAGCCUAAUGGAGGUAAAAGCACAAGAGCUUCACCAACCCAAGGUCAAGAGCCCCAGAGAAGUGAGAGUACCACAACAUCAGCAACUCAGAGUGCCUCCUCCUUUCUCUCACAGAGAGGCACCUCCACCCCAGCCACUCCAACACCACAGCCCUCUGGCUACUUGCCUGUGCCCACCCCAACAGACGACAAAUCCCCGCUGACGGUGGCAGCUUUUGGUGUCAUCAGCUUCAUAGUCAUCCUGAUAGUGGUUGUGAUCAUCCUGGUCAGCGUGGUCAGCCUGAGGUUCAAGUGUAACCACUCAAAGGACUCAGAAGACAAGCAGAAGCCAGGGAGCUCCAUGGUAUCAGAGAGCUGCUCAGCAGGCUCAAGCCAGAAGGAUAACAGCAUCACUCUGAUCUCCAUGAAGAACAUCAACAUGAACAACAGCAUGAGCUACCCACCAUCAGAAAAGAACCGCUCCCGCCACUGCCUCGAGACGGCACCCCCUGCACGCUGCUAUGACGUCACCACCCCUCGCUUUGCGUCACGCCCCGCGCGGUGCCCGCUGGGAGCUGCGGUCCGCGCUCGGCCCGCGGGGGACUCCCGUACCCAGAAGCCCCCGCGCUGCCGCCGGCCGCGCGUACACAAGAUGGCGGCGCGGGCGGGCCGGGGCGGUGGGAGGUGA